Daucus carota subsp. sativus is the source of this 2474-nucleotide messenger RNA. Its product is annotated as alpha-L-arabinofuranosidase 1. Gene Ontology annotation, biological process: L-arabinose metabolic process. Gene Ontology annotation, molecular function: alpha-L-arabinofuranosidase activity. The transcript has 18 exons. Bases 367 to 2394 code for a protein of 675 amino acids. The record is from RefSeq and is a predicted model, not a curated record. Lineage: Eukaryota; Viridiplantae; Streptophyta; Magnoliopsida; Apiales; Apiaceae.
UUCCUAAAACCCCUCAAUGCAAGUGCAAGAAGCAGCAUACGUGAAAGCAAAGUAUAUAUGUGAAAAAACACACACACAAACAUCAACAACAAUAACACAGAGACGAGUCAUCAUCUUCUUCUUACAGUAACACUUUGUAGUUUACACAACUGCCCCCAUCACUCCAUUACAUCAUCACCUAUAUAUAGAGCCCAUAUUCCACCGCUUUUAAACAUGCCCUUCUGACCCCUUCUCUGUAUAUUCAUAUUUCUUAUCAUUAUCUUUAUUUAUCUCUCUCAGAGACACACAUACUAAAUUGGGGUUUUGGAGAGUUGGCUACUUGGUUUCUGAGCCUGUGCUGCCACUGAAUGCUGUGAGGAGGAAGAAAUGGGUUCCAGCAGCGGCUCCUCUUUCACCGUUCUACUUUGCACUCUUAUUGGAUUGUGCGCUUUGAAUCAAUGUUGCGGGGUUGGCUUAGAGGCAAACGUGACUGCACAAUUAUUUGUAAAUGCUUCUAAGGUAUCUGCGAGGCAGAUACCACAAAGUCUCUUUGGUGUAUUCUUUGAGGAGAUCAAUCAUGCUGGGGAGGGCGGCCUGUGGGCAGAGCUUGUAAGCAAUAGAGGUUUUGAAGCUGGGGGCCAAAACAUCCCCUCAAAUAUUGAUCCUUGGUCUAAAAUUGGGGAUGAUUCAUCUGUUAUUCUAUCAACAGAUCGCUCAUCAUGUUUUGAUCGUAAUAAAAUUGCACUUCAUAUGGAGGUACUUUGUGACAGCGAAGGUCCUAAAAUCUGUCCUACUGGUGGAGUUGGUAUAUAUAAUCCAGGAUUCUGGGGGAUGAAUAUUGAAGAAGGGAAGAACUAUAAACUGGUUCUGCAUGUCCGUUCCUUGAAUGCAAUUAAUGUAUCUGCAUCUCUAACCGACUCAACUGGAUCACAGACACUGGCUUCAGCUAAAAUUUUAGCUUCUGAUGUCUCAAAUUGGACAAAGUUGGAGGUAUUAUUAGAAGCAAAAGCAACGAAUCAUAAUUCAAGAUUGCAGUUGACAACCACCCAGAAAGGAGUUAUAUGGUUUGAUCAAGUGUCAUUAAUGCCAUUGGACACAUACAAGGGACAUGGUUUCCGAAAUGAUCUUUUCAAAAUGGUAGCAGACAUGAAACCAGGUUUUAUCAGAUUUCCAGGUGGUUGUUUCGUGGAAGGUGAAUGGUUAAGAAAUGCUUUUCGCUGGAAAGAUACUGUAGGUCCAUGGGCAGAGAGGCCUGGACACUUUGGUGAUGUUUGGAACUAUUGGACUGAUGAUGGACUUGGGCACUUGGAGUUCUUUCAGCUGGCUGAAGACUUGGGUGCUGAACCAAUAUGGGUAUUUAACAAUGGAAUUAGCCAUCAGGACGAAGUUGAGACAUCCAACAUUUCACCUUUUAUUCAAGAAAUACUUGAUGGUCUUGAGUUUGCUAAAGGUGAUGCGAGUACAACCUGGGGUUCUGUCCGAGCUGCAAUGGGACAUCCAGCACCUUUUGACUUGAAAUAUGUUGCUAUCGGAAAUGAGGACUGUGGCAAGAAGUACUACCGUGGAAAUUACCUCAAGUUUUACAAUGCCAUUAAACUAGCUUAUCCCGACAUUAAAAUGAUCUCCAACUGUGACGGAUCUUCUACGAAAUUGGAUCAUCCAGCUGAUAUGUAUGAUUAUCAUAUUUAUAGUGAUGCAAACAAUGUGUUUUCACGGGCUAAUGCUUUUGAUCAUUCAUCACGGAGCGGCCCAAAGGCAUUUGUGAGUGAGUAUGCUGUGACCGGAAAAGAUGCUGGACAAGGAAGUUUGUUGGCAUCACUGGCAGAAGCUGGAUUCCUUAUUGGGAUUGAGAAGAACAGUGAUGUUGUUGAAAUGGCAAGCUAUGCUCCCCUGUUUGUCAAUGUCAAUGAUAGGAGGUGGAAUCCGGAUGCUAUCGUCUUUAAUUCCGCACAAGCCUAUGGAACUCCUAGUUACUGGAUGCAACAUUUUUUUAAAGAGUCAAAUGGCGCAACCCUUCUAAAUUCGACACUCCGAUCUGAUUCAUCAGCUUCACUCAUAGCUUCUGCAAUCAUCUGGAAAAACACGGAGGAUGACAAACACUACUUAAGAUUAAAGCUUGUGAACUUUGGAAACAGUCCAGUGAACCUAAAGAUUUCAGUCCAGGGGCUCGAUCUAAAUUCAAAGUCAGCAGCUAGUUCUAAAAAGACUGUACUCACCUCUACUAAUUUGAUGGACGAGAAUUCAUUUGCUCAACCAAAUAAGGUGGCACCUGUAAAACUAGACCUGGAGAAUGCAGACAGGAACAUGGAUGUUGUUCUCUCCCCACAUUCAUUUACCUCAAUUGAUUUGUUAACGGCAUCUACUAUAUCUCCAUGGACCGAAGGAGAUGAUUCUUUCUACAGAUCAUCAAUAUAAGAAUAUACAUUACUGUAACUGUUCUUCGCUGUAACUAUUUAUUUAUGCUCCAAUAUCAAUAAAGUAAAUUAAUCAUAUUC